Messenger RNA from Astrephomene gubernaculifera, 1659 nucleotides. The record is from the annotation of a GenBank genome assembly. NCBI's taxonomy places the organism in Eukaryota, Viridiplantae, Chlorophyta, Chlorophyceae, Chlamydomonadales, Astrephomenaceae.
GUAUUCUCCAGCUACGAUUGCAUAACAAAGUCUGACGUUAAGACCCAGGUUGCAACAGUACCUAGCGAAUUUACUCUGACCCACUUGGGUAACAGGUGUUUCUUACCGGGAGGAAAGAUGCAGGAGGAGAGCGUUUAUGCCUUAAUCCCGAACCCGCAAGAGGUGCCCACGCGGCCGCCGAUGCACACCUCUAAGUUUCCUGGAAAGACACAUCCGGUUCAGUUUGAGUUCGGGCAAAAUAAAGUCCAGGGCCAUGCCACCAUGGGGCGACCAGAUGGCCUGAACGGACCCACUAAGCUAAGCGCACAUGAGAAGGAGCCCAGACUUCCAGCACCUGGGCCCCCAACCAAUCCGAAGACCAAGAUCCGACCCCCGGUGCCUAGCAAGGACGAUCCGCCGAAGAUGGGACUUACGAGCAACAAGAACUUCAUUACCACGAACGCCGUGGAGGUCAUGCUUGCUAAACCGGGCAAGGUGCCGCAGCCGGAGUUCCAGUGGACCAUGAAGCCAGACUACGGGAAAGUGCCGCUGUACCUAAAGCGCAACAAGCAGCGGAUAGCAAAGGAGAAGGAGCAGUUCUCGCAGUACAUCCGCGUACGAGAAGCACCAGAAUCCAACGCCAACGUGAGCCAGCUGUCGCCCGACGACCGCAGCCAGCUCAUCCGGCACCUCAAGAUCAAGUGGGACAGCAUCAACACCGCCUACCAGGGGCUGUCCCUCACGGUGGACACGGCCAUGAAGAAGAUCCGCAAGGAGGCCAUGGAGCGGGAGCUGGCGGAGAUCGAGCGCGACAUUCGGACACUGGAGCGCGGCGAGGUGGUGCUGGUGGUGGAGGACUAAAGCGGCGGCGGCGGCGAGGUGUGUGUGGAGGAGGCGUCGAGAGCGGCCUGAGCAGCCAGGGGACUGAAGCGGCGGUCGCAGCAGCAGCGUUUGGCGAUGCUUGCUAAGCAUGGAACCGGGUCAGGGUUAAGAAACGGGGCUGUAGACGCCGCGUGUUAGGCUGAAGUGCGUCUGCUAGUCGGUGUAAGGAAGGGCCGACAAUUGCAGGUUGCGCUUGGAGGUACCAUAUUGAUAGACAGGGCAGGGGCUUUGCUGCGCGGCACACGUGCAUAGGGGGCUUAGGGCUGGGCUUGCCGGGGUGGCAGGUUCCUAGCGGUGGAGUGGAUAAGGAAUGGAGAAGGGGAGGGGUAGCUAGCAUGGCCAUGUAGGCUGGACCUACCAACAGGAAGUCAUCGUGCGGCUCCGUUGCAUGUGCUGAAGUGCAGCGACAGGAGGGGAGCUGGUGGGUUUAGGCCUGGCUCGGCAGCAUGCUCGGGACGAUGAUGGAGUCCGUAGUUUAGUAGCAACGUGUGACGUCAACUGAACCGUGUGGUGCCAUGGUUCUUAGCUAUAUCUGUUAAAGCUAGCUGGAGUAUAUGGAGGAAACGCACGAGAUAGGGUCUAAACGAAUCGCUGCUGGCAUAUUAGAUAGACAUUAAGGUACGGUAUAUAGAUGUGUAUGUACAACGGUGACAAAAAACAGGUGCUUGUACUGGGGGAUAGGAACGAUGGUGACUAUGGUGGCAUUCGGACUGAAAGGUUUGUAUGGGUGAUGAUUGUCACCCAUGUGGCGGUUUCUUGGGGCUAAUGUACCCUUUUUUGUAACCAUUAUGGCGUGGA